UCUCGGAGGAUGUCGGUCUGCUAUCGUCCGCCGGGGAAUGAGACGCUGCUGAGUUGGAAGGCCUCGCGGGCCACCGGCACCGCCUUCCUGCUGCUGGCGGCCUUGCUGGGACUGCCGGGCAACGGCUUCGUAGUGUGGAGCUUGGCGGGCUGGCGGCCCACCGCGGGGCGGCCGCUGGCGGCCACACUUGUGCUGCACCUGGCGCUGGCCGACGGCGCGGUGCUUCUGCUCACCCCGCUCUUUGUGGCUUUCCUGAGCGGGCGGGCCUGGCCCCUGGGCCAGGUGGGCUGCAAGGCGGUGUACUACGUGUGCGCGCUCAGCAUGUACGCCAGCGUGCUGCUCACCGGACUGCUCAGCCUGCAGCGCUGCCUAGCUGUCACUCGGCCCUUCCUGGCUCCCCGACUGCGCAGCCCGGCCCUGGCCCGUCGCUUGCUGCUGGGGGUCUGGCUGGCCGCUCUGGUGCUCGCCGUCCCGGCCGCCGUCUACCGUCACCUUUGGGGCGAUGGCGUGUGUCAACUGUGCCACCCAUCGGCGGUGCACGCCGCUGCUCAUCUGAGCCUGGAGACCCUGACUGCCUUCGUCCUGCCUUUUGGGACAGUCCUCAGCUGCUACGGCGUGACGCUGGCGCGGUUGCGGGGCGCGCGCUGGGGCUCGGGGCGACACGGCACGCGGGUGGGUCGUCUGGUGAGCGCCAUCGUGCUGGCCUUCGGCUUGCUCUGGGCCCCCUACCACGCGGUCAAUCUCUUGCAGGCGGUGGCUGCGCUCGCUCCGCCCGAAGGGCCCCUGGCCAGGCUUGGCGGGGCGGGCCAGGCGGCGCGCGCUGGUACUACUGCCUUGGCUUUCUUCAGUUCCAGCGUCAACCCGGUGCUCUACGUCUUCACUGCGGGGGAUCUGCUGCCCCGGGCGGGGCCCCGGUUCCUUACUCGGCUCUUCGAGGGCUCUUGGGAGGCUCGAGGGGCCAGCCGCUCCAGGGAGGGUACCAUGGAGCUCCGAACUACACCUAGGCUCAAAGUAGUGGGGCAGGGCAGGGGCAAUGGAGAUCCUGGAGGCGGGGAUAGAAUGGAGAAGGACAGUCAGGAAUGGUAGCCAGAACCUCAAAUCUUGGGGCUCCCCUACCACUUGCUAUGGUUCCUGGAACUCAAGGGUACUUGGGGACCCUUCUAUGAUUGCAGUUUUGGUUUGGUUGGGCAGGAUUACUCAAUAGGCCCAGAUUACUCCAAGACGUGGGAUUGUGAAGGUGACUGUGGCCUAUGUUCUUAUUCGGUGCUUACAAUACGGCCUGGAUCCAU
Messenger RNA from Onychomys torridus (southern grasshopper mouse), 1289 nucleotides. It is a transcript of the gene Ltb4r2, whose product is annotated as leukotriene B4 receptor 2. The transcript has a single exon. The coding region runs from base 10 to 1086 and encodes 358 amino acids. Gene Ontology annotation, cellular component: membrane. Gene Ontology annotation, biological process: inflammatory response; neuropeptide signaling pathway. Lineage: Eukaryota; Metazoa; Chordata; Mammalia; Rodentia; Cricetidae. The record is from RefSeq and is a predicted model, not a curated record. Gene Ontology annotation, molecular function: G protein-coupled peptide receptor activity; leukotriene B4 receptor activity.